UUUCCCGGGCAGGAGGGCCACGUCCGUCUCAUCUAUCAGGGGCAGCUUCUUCGGGAUGAUUCACGGACUGUGGCGUCUCUUCAGCUGACGGACGGCUGUGUGGUGCAUUGUCACAUCUCCCAGCAUGCCGCUUCCCCCGGACAGAGCAGUGGGGACCUUCCCGUGGUUCCUCUGAACAUUGGCACCUUCCUGGUUCCUUUAUUAGUCUUCAUUUUAGCCUUAUUGUGGUACUGCCAGUUCCAGUACCCUGAUAUAUUCACUGCCACAGCCACUGUGUGCCUGGGAGCCAUCACUCUGCUGGUCAUCGUCAUAACGUUUGCCACGUCCCGAGGAUAGGAGACCUUCCUUCUCACUUGUGCCACGCGUGUCCUUCCACGGGGAUUAGACUUACCUUCCCCUAGCAGGGUGACCACGUCCCGAGGAUAGGAGGUUCAAUGACUGAAAAAACCUUCUCACUUGUGCCACGCGUGUCCUUCCCCCAGCAGGGUGACCACGUCUCGUGAGAUCUGUGGCUUCUUCACGUCAAUAAACAUCUGUCAGUUCCUGA
Rana temporaria (common frog) is the source of this 547-nucleotide messenger RNA. RefSeq names its product transmembrane and ubiquitin like domain containing 1 (gene TMUB1). The record is from RefSeq and is a predicted model, not a curated record. Lineage: Eukaryota; Metazoa; Chordata; Amphibia; Anura; Ranidae. Gene Ontology annotation, molecular function: protein binding.